This is a messenger RNA of Nerophis lumbriciformis (worm pipefish), 1743 nucleotides long. The record is from RefSeq and is a predicted model, not a curated record. NCBI's taxonomy places the organism in Eukaryota, Metazoa, Chordata, Actinopteri, Syngnathiformes, Syngnathidae.
AUGGCUGCUGCGGCAACGUGGACUAUUCGAGCACGGAGGGUCACGACCGUUUUAGGGACUUUGGGGAGAUGCAGAGCCUACACACAAACCAGUUUCAAGUCACACUAUGAUGCACUUAUCAUCGGUGGAGGACACAACGGACUGGUGGCAGCUGCUUACCUUCAGAAGGGAGGCUUGCAAACAGCAGUGUUGGAGCGUAGACAUGUGUUGGGAGGUGCAGCAGUGACAGAGGAGAUCUUUCCUGGUUUCCACUUUUCCAGGUGCUCCUAUUUGCUCAGUUUAUUACGGCCGCACAUUUACAAAGACCUGGACCUGAAGAAACAGGGUUUGAAGGUUUACAUGAGGGACCCCCAUGCUUUCACCCCCAUGUUGGAAGAUGGAGUUGGAAGUGGACUGCCGAGGUCACUAACCCUUGGUUCGGAUUUGGCCGAGAAUCAGAAGGAGAUUGGCAAAUUUUCCCAGAAAGAUGCAAAGACUUUUUCCGAGUUUGUUUUGCACCUUGAGAAACUGGCAGGUGCGAUCCACCCACUCUUAGAUGCUCCUCCAGUCGACAUUCCUGGCGUCACAACUGGAUCGCUGAAGAGAAGGCUGGCUGCUGCUAAAACACUGAAGCCUGUUGUCAAAUGUGGGUUGAAAUUAGGUCGAAACAUUCCAGAGUUUUACGAGAUUAUAACCGCACCAAUCAUGAAGAUCCUCAAUCGCUGGUUCGAGUCAGAGCCACUGAAAGCAACCCUGGCAACGGACGGUGUGAUAGGAGCUAUGACCAGUCCCAGCAAUCCUGGUAGCGGGUAUGUGCUGUUGCAUCAUGUGAUGGGAGAGUUGGAGAAGGAGAAAGGUGCCUGGGGUUACGUAGAAGGUGGCAUGGGAGGCCUGUCUAAGGCUCUAGCCAAAGCUGCCCGAUCUUACGGUGCAGACAUUUUCACAGAGAAGGAUGUAGAACACAUUGUGGUUGACUCAGAUGGUGCUGCCAAGGGGGUGGUGCUGAAGGAUGGCACAGAGAUUCGUAGUGGAAUAGUUCUUUCAAAUGCUACCCCUUACGUCACGUUUAAGAGCCUCACUCAACAGGGGAUCCUUUCUUCUGAGUUCUUGAAAGCUGUUGAUCAGAUCGAUUACACUUCGCCUGUCACCAAGAUCAAUGUGGCAAUAGACAAGCUGCCAAAUUUCCUCGCAGCUCCCACACCAGACAAUAGACCCGGACCUCAUCAUCAGUGCUCCAUUCAUAUCAAUUGUGAAAGUGUAGACGUACUAGAAGCAGCCUACAUGGAGGCCGUAAAUGGACGCCCCUCGACAAGACCAAUGAUUGAGAUGACCAUCCCGUCUGUGUUGGAUCCAACAUUGGCGCCCUCUGGCUGUCAUGUAGUGUCAAUGUUCACUCAAUUUACCCCCUUUCGCAUUGACGGCAGAGAUUGGACUGAGCAGGACAAAGAGGCAUUUGCGGAUAACGUAUUUGACUGGGUGGAGAAAUAUGCCCCUGGAUUCAAACAGUCGGUGAUAGGCAGGGACAUCUUGACUCCGCCUGAUUUGGAGAGGAUUUUUGGGCUCACCGGAGGGAAUAUUUUUCAUGGAUCGAUGUCACUGGACCAGCUGUACCUAGCGAGACCAUUACCCUCACUGGCAGACUACCGUACACCAAUUAAGGGCCUGUAUCUUUGUGGCAGUGGCAGUCAUCCAGGUGGAGGUGUGAUGGGAUCUCCUGGCUGGAACGCUGCACUAAUUGCCAUGGCUGACUUAAAACGCCACUGA